Cyprinodon variegatus (sheepshead minnow) is the source of this 1332-nucleotide messenger RNA. RefSeq names its product hematological and neurological expressed 1-like (gene jpt2). The transcript is spliced from 5 exons. The record is from RefSeq and is a predicted model, not a curated record. Gene Ontology annotation, cellular component: nucleus. The coding region runs from base 129 to 767 and encodes 212 amino acids. Lineage: Eukaryota; Metazoa; Chordata; Actinopteri; Cyprinodontiformes; Cyprinodontidae.
UAGGCGGGUCAAAUUCUUUGGGAGGUUUGGUGGUUGGAGCGCAGACAGGGGGCGAAGUUGUUGGUCGUCUAACUGGCGGACGAAGAAGUUUCUUUCUCAAAACUUGGCGUAGUUCAAACAAAACCAGUAUGACUUCGACGAACAUGUUCCAGGGAUUGGAUACCGGUGGAAAACCAAGUUCAAGGGUGCUGCGGCCUCCUGGUGGGGGCUCUAGUAACCUCUUUGGUGGCUAUGAAGAGGAUAAUGCUCAGUCAGGGCGACCUAAUAAGAUGGCUUCUAAAGUUUUUGCCCCGCCUGAAGAGCCCCAGAAUGUAUCUAGACGCACCAAUCCUCCAGGUGGGAAGAGUAGUGGGAUAUUUGGAGAACCCGAAGCACCAGCUCAGCCACAGAGGUCCGCACCUCCCUAUGGAGCAACCAGCAACAUAUUUGGGUCUGCAGAAAGCACACCUGUACAAAGCUCAAGCCGAAGCCACCCAAACAAGCCAAAGGACAAUCUAAGUGUGGGACCUGAGCCUGAGUCACCAGCACCUGAAGCCAAAGUCAGCCAGCCAGAAGUGAAAGAGGAGAUUGCCUCCCCGGCUCCUGCUCCUGCUCCUGCUAAGGAAGAGCCUCCAGUCAUCUCAGCCAGUCCAGAGCCUAAGCCUGCUGCACCACUUCCUGACGAGACAUCGCUCAAAAAGCAUGAGCCUCACCUGGGACCUAAGCCUCGCUCUCACAACAGGGUCCUCAACCCACCUGGAGGAAAGUCCAGUGUGGUUUUCUACUGAUGGUCUGAGCGCACCACUUCUCUCAGUGUUUGCUUUCUUUGCUUAUCUCAUUCCUGUUCUCCUCUCCCGAUGGUUAUUUCAUCAUUACCUGUACAAUGCAAGGCAUGCCUGAGGAUUUUCUUUCUGUUGCUGGUGGUGUGCUCCACAUGCAAUUUAGAAUUUGUGAUUUCAACUUCUUUGCACUUUUCACACUGAGUCCUGUAUUUUUUUUUUUUUGGUUCAUCAAUCUGCCUCAAACUGAAUCCUGCUAUGAUACAAUCACUCACAGUCAGCUUGCUAGGUAUUUCACUAUGACUGUAUGAUGAUCAAACUUAGCUGUGCGGUUACUUGUUGGUUUUCAUUUUGUGAACUGGAUAAAGGCUAGAUCUCCAAAAUUAGAUUUAAAGGCCUAAAAUUGAUGUGUGAAUCUGUUCAUCAGUUGUAUGUUGUAAAAAAAAAAAAUCAACUUUCUCUUGAUAUCUUUGACCUCUUUAUCCUUACGGUUUCAGCGUUCAACCUGCAUGACUGUUUAAUUAGAUGCCUUAUAAAAAAAAUUCUUUGCCUUAAUAUUUCUUUAACAAGUAGG